GUGGCUUCCUGCAGGUGUCCCAGAAUGUCUUCGUCUAUCGAUUUCUUUCGCUCAUCCUUACUCCAUAGGGCUUUGACCCUCGACAUGACAAUGAUGAAUAGUGAGCUGCUGAUCUUCCCAUCCAUCCCCGACCAAAACCUUCACGAUUCAUGGCCAUGGAUGGAUGGAUCUCAACAAGCAACGACACAAGGAUGUUCAUAUCAAGGAGCUUGGUCGGACUUUACCUCCCAUUGUAUAACAUAGAAAGCUGCACAACUGUCUAUCAUCGAACUCAGAGCACAACUACCUAUGUCAAGGAUACAUUACAAAACUCAUUUGCCGAGGGAACUAAGAUCGCUUUUUCCUCACCUCCGUGUCUUGGUUGCGAACCCCUGCAGCACGGGCCUGUAUGCCGCAAGGAGUCGACCGGACAAUUGAGGCAUCCCCAGGUCCUCUUUAGUGUUCCUGCGGUAGAAUGAUCUUUUUACCCCACUGAUGAUGCUGCCAAGACCGUUGGUGAAUCUUGUCUUCUCUGGCUUUUUGCUUAGCCUUGUUUGCAUCAAUAUAUUGGAUCCGGAGGGGCGACA
Aspergillus alliaceus is the source of this 566-nucleotide messenger RNA. RefSeq lists its product as uncharacterized. Lineage: Eukaryota; Fungi; Ascomycota; Eurotiomycetes; Eurotiales; Aspergillaceae. Bases 150 to 458 code for a protein of 102 amino acids. The transcript is spliced from 3 exons. The record is from RefSeq and is a predicted model, not a curated record.